Ostertagia ostertagi is the source of this 495-nucleotide messenger RNA. The record is from the annotation of a GenBank genome assembly. NCBI's taxonomy places the organism in Eukaryota, Metazoa, Nematoda, Chromadorea, Rhabditida, Trichostrongylidae.
AUGAUUGAAAUACGAAUCGAUUUUCAGUUCCUGCUGGCUAGACUUCCGAACGCCCCGCUAAUGUUUCCGAAAUUCAUACAGAAAAUUAUGAGCUAUUUUUGCAGCCUACCGAUUGCUCAAGGAGUCUGCACUCUGGACAUCGGUUUUAUCGAUGGCACGGAGAAAAUGUUUAACAGGACCCGAGUCGGCACUUACCUGUGCCAUAUGCCAGCCGCUACCUCAUCGAAGAACAUUCUGCACUGGAUUCAGAAAUUUCCACCUCACUAUGACUUGCGGAAAAUUCACACGCCAACCUAUCUUUAUUGGAGCAAAGAUGACAUCCUGGCCGAUACCGAAGAUAUACGAGAGGCCAUAUUGGAAAAGAUGAAUGCGACGAUUCGAGCAAGCUACGAGUUGCCGCAUUACUCACACUUGGAUUUCGUCUUUGGUGUAAACGCCACCCACGAUAUUUAUGGCCGCCUAUUAUCCGUGAUAUUCGAAAGGAUCUCGACUUAA